UUGACAAUAUCUAAAAUGAUGUUUCAAGUGUUUACUCUAUUUUUACGUAUAUUUACAAAUGUUUACGUGAUUUUACGCAUAUUUACAAAUGUUUACGUGAUUUUACACAUAUUUACAAAUGUUUACAUGCUUUUACGCAUACUUACAAAUGUUUACGCGAUUUUACGCAUAUUUUCAAAUGUUUACGUGUUUUUACGUUUGUGCCUAAAUGAUAGUUUUUUGGACUGUAGAAGGAAAUCUGUUAAUCAUAGAAAGGAUAGUUUGACUAAUCAAAAAAGUAAUCGACCAGUAACCGCUCCGCCUACUAAUCGCCUACAAACAGGAGUUUUAAAAAGGCAGUCAUGCUGUUCGAGUGAACAAUCUUUAAAAGAUGACAGAAACGAAAUUAUAGUUGUUAUAAAUAAUCAAAAAUCUACUGACAAAUGGAAAGAUUAUGUCAAGAUGGUUUACAAAACCACCGAAAACACGAAGUUUUCAGUUGAUGAUAACCAAACUGAAAAUAAGACAAAAAAGAAUAAAGAUAAAGCUGUUACGUGUUCCGACAACCGUAAUUUCUCUAUUAAAAAUGAUUUAAGAGCCGAAAACCAACAUAUUGAAAAUGCUGAUGGAUUAGAAAUAAAUGAAAAUAGUUCAUGUCACAUUGAUUCAAAUAUAUUAGACUCUGCUGGUUCUUAUUCCGAUAUUGACUUUCACAAAGGAGAAAACAGCGAUCCAUUAGAAAAAAGUAUAAAUCACUUAAAUCCAGAGUCAAAUAAGAUUUCUUUGAAUAACGAAGAAGUACCAAUUUUAAAUUUAGAUGAAAAACAUUGUAUUAAAGAUAACCUCAAUAUAUACUAUGAUCAAGUUGAGGAGUUCAAAGAAGAAGAAUGCAGUGAGAUAAAUGCAAGUGUGUUUAGUGUAAGAAAAGUAAAAAAGUUAGACGCUUUUCCUUCGAAUAAAACUCUUUCAGAUUUGUUAAGUGAUUCAGAUGGAUUAGAUGAAGAAGUUAAAGUGGUUACGAAGAAGAAUUUCGAAUUCCAAGAGGUUUUGAAACCUAAUGAAAAAAAGGAAGAUAAUGCUAAAGAACGUAUCUAUUAUCCAAAAGACCAAAAAAGAAACUAUAAAUAUACUAACCCCGUAAUAAUUCCUUUUGAACAAUCCACCAAAAAGCCAUCAAAUCAUGCUAACUUAGAUAUUGUGAUUGACAAUCUUUUAAAUGAAACCCACUUGGUAACAACAAAAGAAGCACCUUUAAUGAAAAGACCUUUUUCUAAACCUGCAACAAAUAUAAAUAAUGAACUUGAUAAUCUUUUGAACGAAUUCCAAACAUAAACUUUUUUUUUUCAAAACUAUUAAUAAACAAUUUAAGUAUCUAUGGAUAAAGAGUACUUUGCAGAAACAUUUUUUUUUUAAACAUUUUAACAAAACGAUAUAAAUAAUAAUAAUAAUAAGACUAA
This is a messenger RNA of Hydra vulgaris (swiftwater hydra), 1436 nucleotides long. RefSeq lists its product as uncharacterized. NCBI's taxonomy places the organism in Eukaryota, Metazoa, Cnidaria, Hydrozoa, Anthoathecata, Hydridae. The record is from RefSeq and is a predicted model, not a curated record.